Molecule: messenger RNA, 825 nt
Organism: Periconia digitata
Lineage: Eukaryota; Fungi; Ascomycota; Dothideomycetes; Pleosporales; Periconiaceae
Source: the annotation of a GenBank genome assembly
CAUGAUAUCCUAGCCAAUCACAUCGCAUUGAUAAAUAUUUCUCGAUAUGAAAGUUCCCUCCACGCUCUCAAGAUCACUCACUCCCAACGUUCGCAUAAAAACAUGUCGAAAAGAGAUAAUGAAGGAGAAAUAAUUUCAAGCAAGCUAGCUGUUGCAGCAGCACAGCAACACGAAUCGCUCUUUGCGUCGCUAGCAGGGGCACCCGACGCGACGCUGUUCAAUUCAACAGCGAUCGAAGAAAACACUGAUGAAGAUUUGAAGGAUAUAUAUGUAGACGAUGAGCAAUUCGGAGUCGGUGCCGCAAUCCCAAAAGACAUCGAAGACGGAAGCUUCACACGGAGAAUACCAGCAUCAGACGACAAACUGCUACAGCAACUCCUAGGAAAGAAGGCCGCAAAAGCUCAUCUUGCUAGACAAGCUACGACUAGCAGCGCCAAGCCGCAGGUUAUCGGGAAGCCUCAGCGCAAUGAAGUGAAAGAGGAAAGUGAGGAUGAAGAGGAAGGGCGGGCAUCAGCGUUUACGUCAAAGAGAAGGAAAGUGGCAAAGAAGCGGGCAACAGAAUCUGGGGUGGAAAGUGAUGGUGGUGAGGACGGUAAUGGAGGAGCUGUGAGGAAGGAGAAUGCCGGGUUGGCAUCAUCAGCACCGAAAAGGAGAGCCGAAACUAGAGAAGAAUCGCAAGGGAGGCCUGAAAGUCAAGACGCGGAUAGCAACGAGAAUGUAGUCAGAAAGAGCACUGCCAAGUCACGUGCAGCAGUAAAACCAAAGGCUGUGAGCUACCUCGAUGAGCUGCUGGCUGGACGCUCGAAAAAGAAACAGAAGAAAUAG